Messenger RNA from Paraglomus brasilianum, 1026 nucleotides. NCBI's taxonomy places the organism in Eukaryota, Fungi, Glomeromycota, Glomeromycetes, Paraglomerales, Paraglomeraceae. The record is from the annotation of a GenBank genome assembly.
AUGGGUGGUGAACAAGACAACGUAAAAGACUCUCUGCCUGCAAAGGUCGAAGACGACGCAGACAACGAGACGACAAUAGAGACCAAAGAAGCUAAUGUGACAAAACAAUUUCAAAAACUUGAAGUUAAACAAUCUUCCGCCAAACCAAAUGAAGAACCUACUUCGUCACCAUUAGAGCAAAUUAACAAUAGCUCUCCGACUGUUUCUCAGUCUUCAGAGCAAGUAGCCGACAAAACAUCAGCUUUUAUACCACCCAGUCUAAAAUCCAUGCGUGGGGCGAGCGUGUUUGGUAGUGGAGUGAAAUUCUCUCCAGCAGUAACAAAUUUGACAAGAUCGCUUACCGCAACCGACCUGGAUUCUGUCUCAUCGACGCCAUCAAAAACAAAUAUAUUUGAUGUAAGCUCAAAAUCUAAUGUAGCUGGCAAGUCGUGGCUUUCAAACGAUUCUUCCCGGCCAUCAUCACCAUCAUCUCAAUUGUCGACAUCGCCCACAAUAUCGCCGACUACUGCAAAAAAACGCACUGCCAGCGAAUUCAACGAAGGCGAAGAGAGCUCUGAUGACCAGGACGGCGGAGAACAGGACGAAGGUUCUAGUCUACGACAAUCGCAAGAAAUAGAACCACCAACAAAGUUGUUCCGUACUGACACUGCAUUGACUGAACCAUCUGCUACGCUGCUAACUGGCGAAGAGAACGAAAAGACGAUCGUAAAGACACCGGCAAAGUUAUUUUGGCUUGAUAAUUCGGAUUGGAAAGAGCGUGGUAAAGGGCCGUUCAAGUUGAACAGGAAAUUAGACAAUCCAUCUUCUAUCCGAUUGUUGAUGUGGACGGAAGGUACAUUACGCAAUAUUCUUAACGUUCCGUUAUUCCCGGAUAUGAGCAUAUCGAUUGAGAGUAAGUUUGUUAGAAUUGGGGCUAUUGAAGAAGGGAAACCGGUUCAAUUGGCUAUCAAAUUUGAGAGUGUAGCUACGGCCACAGAAAUAAAAGAAAAAAUAAUGGAAUGCAUUGAGGGACUGAAGACUGGUUAA